This is a messenger RNA of Sphaeramia orbicularis (orbiculate cardinalfish), 2304 nucleotides long. It is a transcript of the gene dnaja2a, whose product is annotated as DnaJ heat shock protein family (Hsp40) member A2a. Gene Ontology annotation, molecular function: ATP binding; Hsp70 protein binding. Lineage: Eukaryota; Metazoa; Chordata; Actinopteri; Kurtiformes; Apogonidae. The record is from RefSeq and is a predicted model, not a curated record. The coding region runs from base 80 to 1321 and encodes 413 amino acids. Gene Ontology annotation, biological process: protein folding; response to heat. The transcript is spliced from 9 exons.
ACACGAGCUAAACAUUUUCCACCGGCUCUUUCUCUUUGUCCAUCCACCUCCCUGCUGAAGCAACAUCCACAGCAACACCAUGGCUAAUGUGGUCGAUACAAAACUAUACGACAUUCUCGGAGUAUCUCCAUCCGCAACUGAAAAUGAACUAAAGAAGGCAUACCGGAAACUGGCAAAGGAAUAUCACCCUGACAAAAACCCAAACGCAGGGGACAAGUUCAAAGAAAUCAGCUUUGCUUAUGAAGUGCUGACUAACCCUGAAAAGAAGGAACUUUAUGACCGAUGUGGAGAGCAAGGCUUGCGGGAAGGAGGUGGGGGAGGUCCAGGGAUGGACGAUAUCUUCUCCCACAUCUUUGGUGGUGGACUAUUUGGCUUCAUGGGAGGCCAGGGGAGCCGCUCCAGAAAUGGAGGCCGAAGGAGAGGAGAGGACAUGGUCCAUCCACUCAAGGUGUCACUGGAGGACCUCUACAAUGGGAAAACAACUAAACUACAACUUAGCAAGAAUGUACUCUGUAGCACUUGUAAUGGGCAGGGAGGCAAGACGGGUGCUGUACAAAAAUGUUCAGCAUGUAGGGGGCGUGGCAUGCGCAUCAUGAUCAGACAGCUGGCUCCAGGGAUGGUCCAACAGAUGCAAUCUGUGUGUACCGAUUGUAAUGGAGAAGGUGAAGUCAUCAGUGAGAAAGACCGCUGUAAAAAAUGCGAGGGCAAGAAAGUUGUGAAGGAGGUGAAGAUUCUGGAGGUACAUGUGGACAAAGGCAUGAAGCACGGCCAGAAAAUCACCUUUGGAGGUGAAGCUGACCAGGCACCUGGCGUUGAGCCUGGUGACAUAGUCCUUGUGCUGCAGGAAAAAGAGCAUGAGACAUACAAGCGAGAUGGCAAUGACCUGUUCAUGAACCACAAGCUCGGCCUGGUGGAGGCGCUGUGCGGCUUCCAGUUUAUGCUCAAACACUUAGAUGGAAGACAGAUUGUUGUUAAAUAUCCUGCAGGCAAAGUCAUUGAACCAGGCUCAGUGAGGGUGGUGCGAGGAGAGGGCAUGCCACAGUAUCGAAACCCCUUCGAGAAGGGAGACCUGUAUGUCAAGUUCGAUGUCCAAUUCCCCAGCAACAACUGGAUCAGCCCAGAGAAACUUGCGGAGCUGGAGGACAUGCUUCCCUCGCGGUCGGAGCCACCCAUCAUUACCGGUGACACGGAGGAGGUGGACCUGCAGGAUUAUGACGUGAGCCAGAGCUCGUCGUCGGGGAACCGCAGGGAGGCCUACAACGACAGCUCCGAUGAGGAGGGGGGCCACCACGGGCCAGGGGUCCAGUGCGCCCACCAGUAGUGUCAUACUCUCACACACAAACAACCACACGACCCACGUUGUACAUGGGGAGAAAAUGUAUGAGUUGCAGAGUAAACAGGAGGUAGGACGAAAUAAAGAGGCUUGGCAGUUCCUGAGACACGGAUCAUACGUACAUUCACUCAAUCACAGCAUCUGGAAUUGUUGACUAUUGGAGUGCGUGUGUUCGUUUUGAUCUUUGUCUGAGUAACUCUCACUGGGGCGGCCAAAAAGAUUUAGGACCCUGCACCUUAAACAGAUUGAGACACUUUAAGCAAAAUUCAGGUGGGAGGGGUUUUGAGUUAUGUAUCAAAGCAUACAGUUGCCUCAUUGAAUCCCAAGCCUUGUAGGAAAACUGUGAUCUGGCGUUCUGGAAGACCCCCACCCCCACCCCUCUACUCCUCUGUAAGUCCCCUCCCCUCUGCCUACGGGAACUCCAGAUCAGACGAAGAAAGGAAUGUCUCUUGUUUGCUGAGUGUGUGACUUGCAUUUUGUUUUCAUAGUAUUUACAAUAAUUAAUUUAAAAACUAACCAAUGUGCAUACACAGGAGAAAAAAAAAAAAAAAAAAAGCAGCUGAGCAAUGUGACGUGCAGAUCCUCGGACUCAUGUAUUCAUGGAUUCAUCUACUCAGCGCCACUUGUAGGAUUUGUUUUUUUGAUUUUUACUUGCUUUGUUUGUAGGUUUUUACUUGUUUCCCUUUUUCUUUAUAUUUUAAUUCAAACCGGGAAAAAAAAAAAAAAAGGUAAUGUGUAUAUCAUUGACCUGCCUGUUGGUAAGCUUCAUCAGCUGCUGUAUUCAAAGCUGUGUAAUUUUUAAAAAAUAAAAAUGAGAAGUGAAAUAAAUACCCAUAGCCUGUAUCUGUGCUGAGACCAUGUGCAUGUAAAAAAGCUUUGGUUCUUGCACUUAUCGAAACAUCAGUCAAAUAAAGCAGCACACUUCUUAAGAAAAUGUUUAUGAAGUUGUUGAAUAAAUUGUUCAAAUAUCA